This is a messenger RNA of Hippopotamus amphibius kiboko, 2728 nucleotides long. RefSeq names its product caveolae associated protein 4 (gene CAVIN4). Gene Ontology annotation, biological process: regulation of gene expression. The coding region runs from base 104 to 1204 and encodes 366 amino acids. The record is from RefSeq and is a predicted model, not a curated record. NCBI's taxonomy places the organism in Eukaryota, Metazoa, Chordata, Mammalia, Artiodactyla, Hippopotamidae. Gene Ontology annotation, cellular component: caveola; cytoplasm. The transcript is spliced from 2 exons.
UCCAGCCCUUUAAACAACGCUGUUGCCUGUUAUCAAGCUAACUUUUUGCUCUUAGUGCCAGAAUUGAUUGUGGUAAGACAUCUUUCACUGAGAAAUAAAUAAAAUGGAACAUAAUGGGUCUGCUUCAAAUGCUGAUAAAAUCCACCAGAAUCGCCUGUCGAGUGUGACAGAAGAUGAAGACCAAGAUGCAGCUCUUACCAUUGUGACUGUGCUGGACAAAGUAGCUGCCAUCGUGGACAGCGUGCAGGCCAGCCAGAAGAGGAUAGAGGAGAGACACAGGGGUAUGGAAAAUGCCAUCAAGUCCGUCCAGAUUGACCUGCUGAAGUUUUCACAGUCACACAGCAACACAGGCUAUGUCAUUAACAAGCUGUUUGAGAAGACCCGAAAGGUCAGCGCUCACAUUAAAGAUGUGAAGGCCCGAGUGGAGAAGCAACAAACUCACGUUAAAAAAGUCGAAGCCAAGCAAGAGGAAAUAAUGAAGAAGAACAAAUUCCGUGUGGUGAUAUUUCAGGAGGAGAUUCAGUGUCCGACAUCCCUGUCUGUCAUGAAAGACAGAAGCUUGACUGAGGGUCCAGAGGAGGAGGACGAUAUCUUCGAUCCCCCAGUUGAUCUGUCUUCGGAUGAAGAAUAUGUUGAAGAGAGCAGAUCUGCCAGGCUUAGAAAGUCAGGCAAGGAGCGCAUUGAUAAUAUCAAAAAAGCUUUUUCCAAAGAAAACAUGCAGAAGACACGGCAGAAUUUUGACAAGAAAGUGAACAGAAUUAGGACUAGAAUAGUGACCCCAGAGAGGAGAGAGCGGCUAAGGCAGUCGGGGGAGAGGUUAAGGCAGUCGGGGGAGAGGUUAAGGCAGUCAGGGGAGAGGCUGAAGCAGUCAGGGGAGAGGUUUAAGAAAUCGAUUUCUAACGCAGCUCCCUCAAGGGAAGCUUUCAAGAUGGGUAGCCUUCGGAAAACUAAAGACCGAGCUGUGGCCGAAGGUCCGGAAGAGGUCAGGGAGAUGGGGGUGGACGUCAUUGCCAGGAGCGCGUCUCUGGGCCCCAUCAGUGAGCUGUACACUGAGGUGCACAGUGGAACAGACCCCGAGGCCAGCACCACGCAUCCUCUCCGAGAAGGCAGGGAAAUCUCCACCCCCGAGCCUUUAAAAGUUACUUUUAAACCCCAGGUGAAAGUAGACGAUGAUGAAUCUCUUUUGCUAGAUUUAAAGCAGUAAUUAUAAAAGGGGAAUUAAGCAUAUUAUAAUUGUAAGUUUCUUUAAUCACACAAUUUUAGUUUAAUUAGUAUAGUCAUUUACAUGUACAUGCCAUUUAGGAAUACAUAAAUGGUAGGGCUGUUUCAUUUCUUAGGUUUAAAAUCUUAAAAAUAAUACAGUUAUUAAUAUACAUUUCCUUGUAACUUCCUGGGGAAUUCUUUUUUUUCCCCCCUCCCCCCAGGGCUUAUAUGAUUCUAUCAGCUUUCUCUUUUAGGUCACUCUCAGGCAGCUGUGGAUUUUUAAGUACCUUUCUCUUGCCCAUCAGAAAAAUAGUUUUCUAGUGAGGGCCAAUUAGGUGUUUGGUAGUCCACAACAAAUGAAGGGCAGAUUUGUGGCCAUCAUUUAUCUGCACGUGAACUCUCGAUUUUGGUCUAGAUUAAUGUUAUGGCCCAGCUCAAAGGGGAAUAACUCACAUGUGGAUUUUAUGUAUAUGUUCAAAUCAAUAGAAUACUAACAGAGUAGCAGUCACACCCCUUUUUGCGUAAGGACAUUGAUGUGCUGUACUUGAGCAUUUGGUUCUGGCAUCACAGCUUUGCUUGUACAGGGAGCCACUUGGCAAGUCGUCUGCUAACGGUCUGGCCAGUAAAAUGAGAGGGUUCGCCUGUCCUGCCCAUCUCGGAGGACUGUUGUGAAGAUUAAGGAAGUGUUAUACGUUCUGGGGGAACAAGAACCAUUUCCAGAGAAAACAAACCCCACUGGUCCUUCAAAAAGAGAAUUGAAGUAAUUAUAUCUUUUGAAAAAUCCGUGAGCUCCAAGCAGUGAGGACCUAGGUCGAACAGACACUAAAGUUGGUCUUCAGAAGCUUUAUCACAGAAUCAAGAAUGAAAAAUAAAUGUUUGCGUGACAUCUUUCUCGUCAAAGACUAAAACCAGACCUUGGGUUUGAGUUGGGUCUUAAAACGUUUUUCUGAUUUUCUUCUGAUCCAGAUCUCUGGUGGACUAGAGCAGCAUUGUUUUGAGCAGUGUGAAGCCUGCAACUGUGGCUGUGUCUUCAAGAGGCCUUUCUAAAGUCAGCCCUUGUUUAGUGCUUGGAAAUGACCUCAGGUGUUUCUGAUUUCCAGAGUGAACCCCUCAGGGCCCGUCUGUCUGAAACUGUUCAUAGGAGUUCAGCAUAGCUGCUGUGGGAGGAGGCAGGAUUCCACCUAUUUGUUAGCUAUAGAUCUAGCUGAUCCAGAAGUAGGAAAGAGAGAAAUGGUCAUACUGGUUCUGCACUUGUAAAUAUUUAAAUCUUCUGGUUUGUAAAAGGGAAUAAAUGAUGGAAUUGUGGAAUUCGAAGAGUUUGAACAGUAGUCAGCUUUCAGAUCAGUUUUGGAUGCUCAUGUAGUAAUUAAAAAUUGUACACACACACACACACACACACACACACAAAUCAGCUUUAAUAUAUUUAACUCAGUUACCCAGCUAUUUGGUUUGGGAGUUUGGUUCAACAUCAUUUCCUCUUCACUCUGCAUGAAUACAUAAGAUCAUGACUUGUUAAUCUCAUUAU